Messenger RNA from Eufriesea mexicana, 2016 nucleotides. RefSeq names its product cap methyltransferase 2 (gene aft). Gene Ontology annotation, molecular function: methyltransferase cap1 activity. The transcript has 3 exons. Gene Ontology annotation, cellular component: nucleus; cytoplasm. The coding region runs from base 1 to 2016 and encodes 671 amino acids. The record is from RefSeq and is a predicted model, not a curated record. NCBI's taxonomy places the organism in Eukaryota, Metazoa, Arthropoda, Insecta, Hymenoptera, Apidae. Gene Ontology annotation, biological process: 7-methylguanosine mRNA capping; methylation.
AUGGAAACAGAGCAUAUAAAUAAUUUAUUUAAUAAACGUUUUACAAUUGUAAACAAUGGAUGCUAUUUAAUGCCACAACCAACAGCAAUGUUUAAAGAUUGCCUAUGGACAGUUAAUGAAUUACAGCAAAUAAAGAAUGAAUUGAAUACUGCAAAAGAUCGUUUAAGUAAUUAUGAUCUUGAUGAAUGGCACUUACAUACAAAAUUCAAAAACAGUGCAAAGGAUGUUAUGGUACGAUUGAAAAAUUAUGUUCAACCGGAAUUUUUAACUCAAGCAUGGUGUAAAUUUUAUGAAAUAGUAUCGUCUUUCCCUUUAAUACCAGUGAAUUGUAUUUAUAACAGCAAUAAAUGCUUUAAAUCUAUCCAUUUGUGUGAAGCACCUGGAGCUUUCAUUACAUCUCUAAAUCACUGGUUAAAAACAAAUAUUCCAAAUAUUAAAUGGGAUUGGUUUGCUAUGACCCUAAAUCCGUAUUAUGAGGGUAAUCCAACAUCUAUAAUGGUUGAUGAUGACAGAUUCAUAAGACAUACCUUAAGUCAUUGGUAUUUUGGAGAAGAUAAUACUGGAAAUCUUAUGAAUUUAAAAAAUUUGGAUGGGCUUAUAAAGCUGUUAGAACCACAUAAUGAUAUAUUUUUAAUUACUGCAGAUGGUAGCAUUGACUGUGCAGAUGUUCCAGCAGAACAAGAAAGUAUUCUGAUACAUUUACAUUUUUGUGAAAUUAUAGCUGCAUUGCAACUACUAUCUACUGAAGGUAGUUUUGUGUUAAAAAUUUUUACAAUUUUUGAAUGUAAUACAAUAUGUUUGAUUUAUAUAUUGUCUUGCUGUUUUCGUAAUGUCAAUGUAAUAAAACCAGUAACGAGUAAAGAAGGAAAUUCAGAAACAUAUGUUGUAUGUACAAACUUUAAGGGACCAACAUUUAUCUCACCUUACUUAGAAAAACUUAGAGAUCAUUAUGAAUAUGGUCCUAAACAAGCAAUUUUUAGUAAGCAUGAUAUUCCAUGUGAAUUUAUUAAUACAAUUGUAGAAUGCACUGAAUUUUUUAAAUCUAAACAAUUGCUAGUCAUAAUGGAUAAUAUUGAUACAUUUCAUUACAUUGAUCCUAAAAUAUUACAAAAUUUGAAACAAAUGCAAUGCCUAGUUGCUGAUAAAUAUGUAAGAGAUUAUAAUGUAAAAAAGUUAAAAAAGGGUGAAAUUGUAGGAAAUAAAGUCAUAUUGGGAAAAUCUGUCAGUAUUAAUCAAUAUAAAAGGUCAUUACAGGGAUCGUAUAAUGAACGUUGUAAAAAGCAACAUUCUGCACCUUUAGAUCGAAUACGAAGCCUUUCUAAUGAUUUUAACAAAAUUGAAAUCCAAGUAUCAUCUGGUAUAAUCAUAAAUUUCAAGUUCUCUGAAUUCCCAGAAGAUUUACAGAUUCGUUCAGGAAAAGUAUUUCAUAAAAUAUGUAAUUCCAAAUUCUGUAAUAAAAAUGCUUUGAGAAUACAAAAUGAUAUUAAUGAUGCUGUUGAUACAUUAAAUUACAAAAUUGAAUUUCCUUCGAUAGAAAGUAUAGAGAAUUUGAAAAUUAAACUUCUUUGUAAACCAAAACACGAAAUUUUAAUUUUUCGAUAUACUGACAUUUAUGAUAGUCAUAAAAUAAUUACAGAAAUUUAUAAUAUAUUACAACAUCUUGACAUUGGAACAACAUUAGUUUUAAUUGGAUAUCCACUGCUUACUCACCUUAGUAUUGAACUUCUAUAUCUUAUAAGCUGUGCUUUUAAUUCAUUAGAAGUUGAAGUUUGUAAUUAUGUGGGAUUAAAAAUUAAAUUAUAUCAUUAUAAUUACAAUCAUAAAGUAUUGUACUUCUUAAAUGAAAUUAAAGCUGCUUCUUCUGAAGCUUAUAAACAGGAAAAAGCUAUUUUGGAAAUAAUUUCUCCAUCUAUAUUAUAUGAAGGAUGUCAUUUAUGCUAUUCAGCAGACCUUAAUCACUGGAUUAUAAAAGCAUAUAUUCAUUAUGUAUUAUAUACACUGAAUAUAAAAUUAUAA